Molecule: messenger RNA, 840 nt
Organism: Penicillium cataractarum
Lineage: Eukaryota; Fungi; Ascomycota; Eurotiomycetes; Eurotiales; Aspergillaceae
Product: E3 ubiquitin-protein ligase MARCH
Exons: 2
Coding region: 1-840 (279 amino acids)
Molecular function (GO): zinc ion binding
Source: RefSeq, a predicted model, not a curated record
AUGGACUCCCCGAGCAAUGAGUCGGACUCGCCGGGGUAUACGGCCCAAACUCCCCCUCCACCAGAGCCCGAGCAGAGCUAUUACCCCUCGCGAGUCUGUCGCAUCUGCCUAGACACGGUGCUGCCCACCGUGCAGCCGUCCGAAUUUCUCCAAAAGCCCCGCGUGGUCUACGAGUCCACCGACCCCGAGCUAGGUCGACUGCUCCGUCCCUGCAAAUGCAAAGGCUCCUCGCGAUAUGUACACGAAGGAUGUCUACAAACAUGGCGGCACGCGGAUCCCAGAUAUGGCCGGCGGAACUACUGGCAAUGCCCAACCUGUGGCUUUCAGUACCGGCUGGAACGGCUUACUUGGGCUCGGUGGAUUAGUAGCUCCGGCACUCAGAUUCUGCUUACCAUUGGCAUUCUACUUUUGACUAUGUUCUUACUUGGAUUUGUUGCUGACCCUAUCAUUGAAUUUUUCCUCGUCGAUUUAGACGACCUCCCCUUGGAAGUGGAGGAUCUUGACACAUCACAGGCAUCGUGGGUGGCACAUUUUAUCAAGGGACUCGCCUCUCUCGGACUCUUGUCCUUCUUCCGGGUCAUGUUUAUGAUGUCGCCGUGGAAUCUCCGUGUUGCAACGGGAGGAGGUCGGUCCUCUAGCCGGGAUCGGAUGCGUUGGUUGAUGAUUGUGAUUGGCGUGGGCACGUUCCUAUGGGCUGUCUACAAGGGAGUUCGGUCAUGGAGUAAACGAACACUAGAAAAGGCGGGCGAAAGAGUCAUGGACGUCCCUUUACCAGACGACGAAGAUGACGACGCUGCCAUGCCACAACCUCAUGCCAAUGAUCAUUCCAAGACCGAUUAA